This is a messenger RNA of Fusarium mangiferae, 306 nucleotides long. RefSeq lists its product as uncharacterized. Bases 1 to 306 code for a protein of 101 amino acids. The transcript has a single exon. Lineage: Eukaryota; Fungi; Ascomycota; Sordariomycetes; Hypocreales; Nectriaceae. The record is from RefSeq and is a predicted model, not a curated record.
AUGCCGCUCGCUCCCGAGCUCACACCCACCGAGCAAUUGAACAAGACUGCAGAAAAGCACGAGGCUACUACUGGCGGAAUUACCCGUGAACUCGCAAAUCAUACCAUCUCCUCCAUCGCGGCCCUAAAACCGCUGACAUCUGACUCCAAGAUCCUCGACAACGCUUGCGGCACCGGCAUCGUCACUGCCAUCAUCCUUAAAUCCGGGAUCAAUCCUGAGAUCCACACCGUCGACGUCGCCGAGAACAUGGUCAGCAUCGCUAGGGAGUGGUUCUCCGCCCACCCAACGUCCAAACGGCCGUCAUGA